Antrostomus carolinensis (chuck-will's-widow) is the source of this 1471-nucleotide messenger RNA. RefSeq names its product decaprenyl diphosphate synthase subunit 1 (gene PDSS1). Bases 1 to 1101 code for a protein of 366 amino acids. Gene Ontology annotation, cellular component: mitochondrion; transferase complex. The record is from RefSeq and is a predicted model, not a curated record. The transcript is spliced from 10 exons. Gene Ontology annotation, molecular function: prenyltransferase activity. Gene Ontology annotation, biological process: ubiquinone biosynthetic process; isoprenoid biosynthetic process. NCBI's taxonomy places the organism in Eukaryota, Metazoa, Chordata, Aves, Caprimulgiformes, Caprimulgidae.
AUGUGUCACUUUACCCAGAGAAGUUCAACUUUGUCAUUUGCAAAAAUAUGUAGUAUAUUUUGGCGGUUUCAUCAUACAAGUACAUCCCACUUGUGCAGCUGCAGUAAGACAGUUAGUGAUGAAAAAUACCAAGACCCUUUUCAACUUGGUAGAAAAGACUUGAAGAAUCUCUAUGAAGAUAUUAAAAAGGAAUUGCUUGUAUCUACAGCGGAACUUAAGGAAAUGUGUGAUUAUUACUUUGAUGGGAAAGGAAAGGCCUUUCGACCAAUGAUUGUGGUGCUAAUGGCAAGGGCUUGUAACAUUCACCAUAAUAAUUCCAGGGAGGUGCAAGCAAGCCAGCGCUCUGUGGCCAUAAUUGCUGAGAUGAUCCACACAGCAAGCCUAGUUCAUGAUGAUGUUAUUGAUGAUGCAAAUUCUCGCAGAGGAAAAAUGACAGUCAAUCAAAUCUGGGGAGAAAGGAAGGCUGUUCUAGCUGGUGACUUCAUCCUCUCAGCUGCUUCCGUAGCUUUAGCACGAAUUGGAAACACUACUAUCAUAUCUGUUCUAACUCAGGUGAUUGAAGAUCUGGUGCGUGGUGAAUUCCUCCAGUUGGGUUCCAAGGAAAAUGAGAAUGAGAGAUUUGCUCACUACCUCGAGAAGACUUUUAAGAAGACUGCGAGUCUUAUAGCAAACAGUUGUAAAGCAGUUUCAAUUCUAGGUUGCCCUGAUCCCAAAGUUCAUGAGAUUGCAUACCAGUAUGGAAAAAAUGUUGGCAUAGCUUUUCAGCUAAUAGAUGACGUGCUGGAUUUCACAUCCUGUGCCAACCAUCUGGGGAAACCAACAGCAGCAGAUCUCAAGCUUGGAUUAGCCACAGGCCCUGUCUUGUUUGCUUGUCGACAGUUUCCAGAAAUGAAUGCUAUGAUAAUGAGACGAUUCAGUAAGCCUGGAGAUGUUGAACGUGCUCGGAAAUACGUGCUGCAGAGUGAUGGUGUGCAGCAGACAACCUACCUCGCCCAGCGCUACUGCCAUGAAGCUACAAGAGAGAUCAGUAAGCUACGGCCAUCCCCUGAAAGAGAAGCCCUCAUUCAGCUGACAGAAAUGGUACUCGUGAGAGACAAGUGAGAGAACUCCUUCCACUCAUUCUGGCAGCUACUUACCAGACUGUGCCUAAAUUUACUUCAAAAGUUAUUUGCUUCCACCACAGGCUACCAAAAAAUAUUUUUUUAAAAAACUUUUUUUUUUUGAAAUUCUACUUUUUUUUAAAAAACAAGUUUAAAGUAUUUUAUUGUGGGAAGCCAUACAAUUCAGAGCAAAUCAAAUUGUGUUGUACCAUUGUUUUAGUGGGGGCUAUUAAUUGUGGGGGGUGGGGAAAAUGUUUACAUAUUGAUGCACAAAGGCUACAAUGAGAAUAAAUAUAAAUCAGUGUAUGAGAACUGAAGUUGCUCCAAACUUCACUUGUUCACACCAAGAAACAGAGAGCCCUUGCAUGUUA